AUGGGUGAAUCACAGAGAAGAGUUUCCAUGUUAGAAAAACCACAAGGUGUCAAUCUUUAUGCCCGUUAUGCCUUUUCUGGGGCAGUAUGUUGUGCUAUAACACAUGGAGCUCUUACACCCGUUGAUGUUGUUAAAACCCGAAUUCAACUUGAACCAACUGUUUAUAAAAAUAUGUUUGAUGGGUUUCGACAAAUUGUUCGUAAUGAAGGGGCUGGCGCUCUUCUUACUGGCUUUGGUCCAACAGCAACUGGUUAUUUCCUUCAGGGAGGUUUUAAGUUUGGUGGCUAUGAAUUUUGGAAGCAGUACGCCAUUAAUUUUUUUGGAAUUGAAACUGCUACAAAGAAUCGUACUGCUAUAUAUCUUGGAUCAUCUGCAAUUGCUGAGUUUUUUGCUGAUGUUGCUCUUUGUCCACUUGAAGCAACUCGUAUUCGUCUUGUUUCACAACCUAAGUUUGCAACUGGUCUUGUUUCCGGAUUCCUUAAAAUUUUAAAAAAUGAAGGUGUUUCGGCUUUUUAUAGUGGAUUUGGCCCUAUUUUAUUUAAACAAAUUCCAUACACUAUGGCUAAAUUUGUCGUUUAUGAACGUGCAGCUGAAAUGAUUUAUUCCUGUAUACCAACUCCUAAAAAUUUACUCUCUUCUGGUUCCAAUACUUCUAUUAAUCUUGCAUCUGGGUUGGCUGCUGGCAUUGCUGCGGCUAUUAUUUCUCAGCCUGCUGAUACUCUUCUUUCAAAAAUUAAUAAGGUUCAAGCAUUGCCUGGAGAAACCACUGUAUCUCGUCUCUUCAAAUAUGCAAAAGAGCUUGGAAUUCGUGGCUCAUUUACUGGUCUUGGUGCUCGUGUUGUUAUGGUUGGAAUUCUUACUUCUGGUCAGUUUGCAAUUUACGGUGAUAUUAAAAAGGCUAUUGGUGCCACUGGGGGUGUUGAAAUAUAUCCCUCAAAGUAA
Molecule: messenger RNA, 942 nt
Organism: Pneumocystis murina B123
Lineage: Eukaryota; Fungi; Ascomycota; Pneumocystomycetes; Pneumocystales; Pneumocystaceae
Exons: 9
Coding region: 1-942 (313 amino acids)
Biological process (GO): mitochondrial phosphate ion transmembrane transport
Cellular component (GO): mitochondrial inner membrane
Molecular function (GO): phosphate transmembrane transporter activity
Source: RefSeq, a predicted model, not a curated record